Molecule: messenger RNA, 636 nt
Organism: Pectinophora gossypiella (pink bollworm)
Lineage: Eukaryota; Metazoa; Arthropoda; Insecta; Lepidoptera; Gelechiidae
Gene: ND-B14.5B
Product: NADH dehydrogenase [ubiquinone] 1 subunit C2
Exons: 3
Coding region: 80-433 (117 amino acids)
Biological process (GO): mitochondrial electron transport, NADH to ubiquinone
Cellular component (GO): mitochondrial inner membrane
Source: RefSeq, a predicted model, not a curated record
GGCUGUCAGCUGUCAGUUAUUGGCAUAUUUUCAAUUUGUCUGGAUUUUUCUUUGGAAUAUUGUUAAAGAGGUUGUAGAUAUGACUACAAACCUAACUGCCCUAGAACUUCUGAAUUUAGGCGACGGGGACAGGACCCGGCCAUGGAUUAAUCAGCAUUGGUCUAAAGUACUAGGACUUCUCUUUGGGGUCAGCACAGGAGUGAUCAUUAACUUUGGCACACGACGUCCACUAUUCAGCGGUAUACAAAAACAUGUUCUUGGCGUUGCUGGAUGGACUAUCGCGCUAACUACUUUACAGAACAUACGUAACGACUACCUCGCAGAAAAGGACGCUGUUCUUAGACAUUACGCUGAACUUCAUCAUGAGGACUUCUGCCCUGCACCAAGGAAGAAGUAUGCGGAUGUUCUGGAGCCUUGGAUCCCAAUCCGCUAAGGAUAUUAGUAUAAAAAAUAUAUUAGAUCAAACUACAGAAAUCAUUUAAUAUCAUGUUUUAGUAAAUAAUUUAUUGUAGGUACAGAACAACUAUAAUGUUUCUCUCCCAUAAAUUUUGUUAUGUAGGUACUUAAUUUCACUCAAAACUAUAAUAUGUGAAGAAAAGUCAACCGUAAAGGUAAAUAAAUGAAAAUCUUAUUAUA